Messenger RNA from Varroa destructor (honeybee mite), 904 nucleotides. RefSeq names its product protein canopy 4-like. Gene Ontology annotation, cellular component: nucleus. The record is from RefSeq and is a predicted model, not a curated record. Lineage: Eukaryota; Metazoa; Arthropoda; Arachnida; Mesostigmata; Varroidae. Gene Ontology annotation, biological process: subtelomeric heterochromatin formation. Gene Ontology annotation, molecular function: histone acetyltransferase activity; histone binding.
CUUCAUAUAGUUCUUGCCGGCGUCCAACCCUAAGUUAAAUCCAUUAACCGGUGUUUUGUAAAUUGGCUAAGUAGAAUAAAAUUAAGAAACGAUAAAGGUGGUUCCCUUAAGCGGAGAAAAAUCAUUUUUGCCUGUACUAAAAUGAGAGUCCUUUUUCUCCUGAUUGCCAUAUCCGUUGUUGCUGCCUCAACGGAGACAGAUGGAACUAAAGGACCAAAAGGUGAAACUGAUUUUGUUGAAAAAGAGUACGGUGUUCGUUAUGCGGACACUUGCGAAGUAUGCAAGUACCUUGUAACUGAGCUGGACUUAGAGCUCCAGGCGACAGGCAAAACGCACGAUGUUAUCGAAACCGGGUAUCAUAUAGAUACGCCUCCGGAGAAGCGUAAGGUGAAAAAGUACGUCACGUCGGAACUGCGUCUAAUAGAAACACUGGAAAGCGUUUGCAACCGGCUUUUAGAGUACCGACUGCAUAAAGAGAGAACUGAUUCAACCAGAUUUGCGAGAGGCACUUCUCAGACGUUCCAGGUGCUUAACAAUUUGGUCGCUAAAGGUGUUAAAGUCGAUCUGGGUAUCCCGCAAGAAUUGUGGGAUGAACCACCCGCCGAGGUCACAAACCUGAAAACUCAGUGUGAGAAAAUGCUCGAGUCACAUGAAUCCGACAUUGAGGAAUGGUAUUUUCAACAGACCGAAAAAGUUCCCCUGAUGCAAUAUCUAUGCGAGGAACGCGUACUUAAGAACGAUCCAAGGCAAACUAAGUGUUUGCAUGAGCAACUGCUGGAUGGUGACAAUAAAUCAAGGGACGAACUUUAAUUUCUAAUGUCUGGUACAUUUCUAUACACUUUCAAAUAUUGUAUAUAUAAAUGAUUCUGUAAAAAUAAAUUUAGUCAUUUUAAUUUACCUUGUA